GUUAAGAACGGUAGCCUUCAUGGAGUUAGUAAAUGGACUAUUGGUAUAUGCCCAUUUAGGGGCCGGUGUAGCUACCGUAUGGAUUUUCCCGCCUUGCGCAUGCGCAGUGGACGCAUUUUGGCAUGGCAAAUAGGGCGGCCAUGUUGUUUGUUUUAGUUUUUGUUUAGUCGUAGAACCAAACGGUUCUAAACGUAAUAGAGUAAUAGUAAAGGUACAAGUAAAAGUAAACGUAAAAUUUGAUAAUUUUACGUAAGAUUUGUAUAAUGUGACGUUUGUUUCAAAUAUAUGAUAAUUUUAUUCAACAUCAGGUGCUAUAGUCGGACUAUAGUAACAUUUGUAUUUUGCCGGUUAAAAUCAGUUUAUAUUCGCCCCCGCGGGGGACAAAAAGCAUAAUAAUUGGGGCUACUUGCUGUGGGUGCGAAAAGAGAUUCCAUAACUGUUUCUUGCAUCUCUCCCCUCUGCCACGCUAUGCAGCCCCCCCCCCAAGUAGAGUCUGAGAAAUAAUACUCUGGGUACGAGGUUUGGUUGUUAUUUCAAUAUAGCGAUUCUGGGGUUCUGUGCUAGAUACAUAGUUGCCAACUUUGGAAAAAAAAACAUGUGUGAGAUGUCGCUUUGGGGGUCCCACGAGGCGCCUCUAUGGUUGGCGCCGAGCGGAAAAUUUUGAAAAUAUGGAGUCUCUAGUUAGCCCGCCUAACAUCCAUGUUAAGCCGGUUUUCCACUUCGCCCGUAUCGUACCGAAACGUACUGGUGAGCAUGCGCAGAUUGAAAAGAGGUUUAUAAAUUCACGUACUUCCGGGUGUAUUCGCGUAUCAAAAAAAAAGUUCGUCGCAAGUCAACUUUUUGGGCGUACUAUGGAAGUAUUAACCAAUCAACACUCACGAAAUUUUGAAAUUUAAAAACGUUUUUGAUACGUUUAGGUACGGUACGCUUGAAGUGGAAAACCGGCUUAAGACUAUCCCAUCCUAAACUAGCUUUCGAAAAGAUCACUUGAUCUAAUCCUAUCAUCAUAUCUUGCUCCAGUGAUAACUCUAGCCGCACGAUUUUGUAGUAUUUGCAAUUUAUCUUUUAAUAUUUUAUCACAUGUACUGGGCCCAUGCACAGGGGAGAGCAAUGAUCAAGUUAACAUGAAAAUGUAGUGACAGGUGCAUGUGAUGUUUUGGGACUUGGGAGAGUAAUGUUUUCGCUUUUUCUUCGCCAAAAUCACUAAUUGCUGAGUAGUUAUUUAAGGUAAAAUAUUUUAAAAUUAUAGUUAUUACUCUAAUUUAAAAUUAUAUAGUUAUAAUCUCUGGCGUUGGAUUUUCCGAAACCUGAACUUUCGAAUUCGUAGCUGUUUUGCUUCAACAAUGUUGAAUUUGGUUAUUGAGUACUAAGAUAAGUGUCAUGUCAAAACAAUACUCGAAAUUUCUAAGAAAAUUCAUUUAUUUCGCAUCACUUGUCCUCCUUGGAUGAGAGAUAUUCAUGUUCAUUAAAUAUACAUGGUCCAAAGGCCAAGAACGUACAGUUCAAUGCAAUUGCAAUUGGCCUUUAUAAUUUGUGAUUGAAAAACAUUAAUCUAUUCAAAGCAAUAAAGGACACAUCCAAAUCAGUUAAGGUAUAGAGUAAAACUUCAAACCAUUGUAGAGAUAUUAUUAUUAUAAACUUAGACGGUUAUAUUUUAAAUAUUGAAAUAAUUUAUAACCAUCUGCUAUAUAUUUACACAUUUGAAUCUUCGCGUAAACUGUAAUAAUGUUGUCGUUUUCAUCGUCAGCGUAUUCUAGUUGUUAAUCAUCGACAUCGUGACGAUGAUUUAUAUCAAUAGACAUCCAAAUUUAUUAUCGAUCACCUUAUCGCUGGCAACUCUAGGCUUGAAAUUAAGUUUAAUUGACUGCUAUAUAGUGCCCUAUUAAGGCGGGUAUCCAUGUCGGUUUCAGUCUGAUUUUCAAAAAGUUCAAAGCUGGAAAACGUUGCCAUGUCGUGUUCCAGAUUUCGUUGUCAUUUCAUGGCAAUGUUGUCAAUGUCAUCAUCUUAAGUUUAACCCAGGCAAUUUUUAAUUUUUUUAAUCAGAAUAUACUAAUGCAUGUUGUAAUUAUCAAUAUUUUGCAGGAAAUGUAUUUCAGUCAUGGUAAGUUUGAAAAAAAUUGCCCAUUCUCUGACGUUCCACUGGCGCUAGCAGUUGCAACAACUGGUCUUUGCCUUAUCCUGUCUUUCCUAAGUGUCUUUGGGAAUAUCCUCAUUAUUCUGUCUGUUGCGUUAGAUCCGAACAAAAAUCUUCGAAGACCAUUCAAUUGGUUAAUUGUAAAUUUGGCGGCGGCUGAUCUAAUUACUGGAACGAUCACAGAUCCUAUCUCGGUGAGCAUUCACUUCAAACUAUGCCUUGGGAAGAAAAAUACUUAUGCCGAACAGACUGUGCUUCAUACGAGUUACUUCAUAUCAUGUACUGCCUCAGCUCUAAGCAUUACAAGUUUGGCUAUUGAAAGAUACCUGGCGGUAAGACAACCUACCACAUAUCGUAAUAAAAUGACUAAUAAACGAAUCAUGGUAACCGUCGCUGUAAUUUGGUUAAUCUCUUUGACUUUACCGAAUAUAUAUUUUACAGUUGGAUACAUUCUAUACUCAUUUGUCUUUGUUAAUGCAUCGCUCGUUUUGGCUAUUUCAAUAACGUGUUUCACUUACAUCUUAAUGUGGCUAAAGAUCAAAGAACGAGCUCAUAAGACAAUAGAAAAUCGAAACAGAGGCAUAGCUUCGCUUUAUUCAACAGAACGUGAAAAAUCUCAAAGUUCAUCAACAGCUCCAAACAAUACAACUACAUCCAACUCAAUCAUCACGAGCACAAAUAAAAUGGAAGAGAAAGUCACCAAGAUGUUCCUUGUCGUCCUUAUUGCCAUGUUUCGUUGCUAUGGUCCUGCAACUUUGUUCAUUUAUCUCAUCAAAUUCUGUGAAUCAUGCGCUUGUGUCGCUCUGCAUUGGUUUUUGGAUUUGUCAAUAAUUUCAAUCUUAAUUAAUUCUAGCUUAAACUUUUUCUGCUAUGCAAUGCAGUCUUCCAGAUUCCGAAGUGCUUUUAUGAAAAUAUUGAAGAUAAAGAAGAGAGAUCGUCAACACCAUGAAACAAUUUCCUUAAGCGUGAAUAAUAUCCAGGAGGCUUAGAUGGACAAGAACGGCUGAGCAAAGAGAAAAUGGACAAAUGCAACAAAGUGUUGAAAAACAAAUUGCGAGCUAGUAAUUUAUUUAACGUAAUAAACAGCGUCAGCGAGCCACAUUUGACAAUAAGUUUAACCUUAGUUAAUAUCAUGCAAGUUCUGUAGACCAGAAAAACACAAAAAAAACUUGUGCAAAAAUACUAAAACAAUUAUUCACCUCAUGCUCGGUGAUUAUCGGGGAAUAUUCACCUCGACUUUGUGUCGGCGAAUAUUAUUUAAUAUUGAAAAAAAGUUGGAAAACGUGCGAAAACGCAAUGUAAUAUUAUAGCUCAGUGGGACCGGCCGGUGCCAGGGCCUUUUCCCGCCUUCCCAAUGACAAAAAGGGAAAAGCCCUGGGAACGAGGUUGUCUAGAUCGUUGGAAAUGGCAUUUUCAGAGUCUUCUUUUGCACAAAAUUGUAUGAAAAUUGCCUUAUUCUUAGAAAUUAUGAGAUAAAAUAGAUUUCCUUCUCAUUUCCCUCCUUAUAACAAUAUUUCCUCCCAAUUUCCUUCCAAAUGCUAUUUCCUUCCAAAUUUCCUUCCAAAGGCCCAAAUUUCCUUCUGGAAGGAAAUUUCCUUCCAAAUGGAAACGCUGCUUUUUAGAGUCUUAGAACAUACAAAACUUUAUUCUAUAUUAAUGAAUUACUUUUUCUACGUCGUGAGAGGCUUCGAAAUCCAUCAAUACGCAUAGGAGAACAGGGCUGAUGUUUUCUGGAGGGGGGGGGGGGCAGUUGAAAGUUUGCCCGAAUUUUUAUGGAGAAUUGUAAAGAAAUAACCUGAUUUUAACAUAUUUUCUCAUAAAUCUUGCAGAAUUUUCUUAAUUUUUCCUAGCGUUUGCCCGAAUUUCCAUGGUUUUCCAAAAUAUUUUUUUUUUGGGGGGGGGCAGUUUCACCCCGCCCCCUGUCUCGUACGCCUAUGUCAAUAAGGUAUUUACAACAUGAACAUAAUACGAAGCCAAAGUGAAAGUGAAAGAAACUGUAAAGAAAGCGUGCUAAUUCUCGUAUUUUACACGUAUGUACUCGUAUUUUACUGGUAUUUACUCGUAUGUUACUCGUGUGUACUUGUAUGCUACUCGUGUGUUACUCGUAUGUUACUCGUAUGUACUCGUAUGUUAUUCGUGUGUUACUCGUAUGUUACUCGUAUGUUACUCGUAUGUACUCGUGUGUUACUCAUAUGUUACUCGUAUGUACUCGUGUGUUACUCGUAUGUUACUCGUAUGUACUCGUGUGUUACUCGUAUGUUACUCGUAUGUACUCGUGUGGUGUUUUAGUCACGAUCAACUAUAUACACCAUGAAUGUUGAACUAAAGAAUGUUGAUGUGCACGCGAGCAACUAAUUACACACGUGACUUGCAUGGGUCGCUCAACCCACAUGGGCAAAGCGAUCGUAGAAUGGAAAAGAAAACGGAAUUUAAAGAUACUGAUUAAUCAUGCUAUACCGAAGUUAUCCUCGUAUAUAAAUCCUAGGUCACUCUAAAUAUUUAUUAUUCACAAAAAACAAUACGAAAUAUAUGAAUUCACUUGUCUCAAACCCUGUCAAUUGUCUCUCACCGUCUCGCAAUAACAAAGUUAUUAUACCAUAUAUGGUAAUGUUGCGCGUGUCUCUAAUUAUAGCUAUUACUGUUCAGAGUUCAUCACAAUGCUUUUCUACAACCUCGUAGCCAGGGCUAGUCGCGAAUUGAAGGCGGCGACAUAGCCCUGGUAAAUGCUGGUCACGUGUCAGGCAAAUACUCCAAGAUUCUUGGAGUAUUAGCCUGCGAGCGGGCUUUGUGGAAAUAAAGACAGGGGGGCGACGAAAAGUUCACGAAUGGAACUUGAAUUGCAACCUCGUACCCAGGGCUAGUCGCGAAUUGAAGAUGUCGCCGCCUUCAAUUCGCGACUAGCCCUGGGUACGAGGUUGGCUUUUCUAUUGAAUUUUGUAAAUUGUAGUUAAACUUGUUUCAUAACUUCGUAUCAAACCUAUACCAAGUUUGGUUUUUGUUAUUGUAGUAUAUCCAGCAAUUGAUCAAAUCUGAUUUUGAAAACAUAUCGUUGAUAUUGGAGCCGCCCGAGGGACAAGAUUUGGGUGUGUGGAAAUAUGAACAUUUAAGGUACAUAACAAUUCAGUUGUUACCAGGGUUGCUACUUUCAACAUGCAAUUUAGUUGUUUUGAAAAAUUGCGUGCCAUGUAUGUUCAACCGUCUCAAAAUUUUGACAUUUUCCCCUACGUGACUAACCCGCUAAAAUAGUUAUCUCCCCUCCCUCCAAAAAUACGAAUUUCUGUAUAUCGUAUAUAAAAAGUGUUGAAUAUUUAAUGCAUAUUAUUUUCGUAAGUUGAGGGUCUCCCUGGGCGGGGGGGGGGGUCCGUGUUCCCCUGGAAAUAUUUCCUUUGUUCCCCAAGCUUACAUGCUUUUAGGCUUUGUUUCCUUGCUCCCAGUGAAAAACUGUUCCCUUCUUCCCUAUGAAUAGAAGCUUAUGCAUGGGAGAAGACCCUUCAUUUUGCAACGCCGUCAGCGAUUUUUUAUUUCAAAUUCCUGCCCAAUUCCUACCUGCUCUAUGAACAGUGGUUAUAAUAAAUCAUCAUAAAACUUCGACCCUUUCACUUUUAAGGAUAUUUUUGCGUUGGUUCUUUACAUCUCCCCCCACCCUUUCAAGCCUGGUAGAACAAGCGUUCGCUUAUAAUACUGAUAUUUACAUUUUUAUAGGCAGUUUUGUCUACAGCUGAAUGACCUUGCGGUGAUAUUGCAGGUUAGUAAAGCUUUUUUCUAUUCAUCGCAACAGUUUUAAAACUCGCAAGCUCGCUGCGAAUGCUUUCACCCAAUCACAAUGCUCCACAUUUUAUUUUAUUUGAUAAUUGAUUCAAAAGCUCGCAGCGAACUUGCGAGUUGGUUUUGGGGAUUAGUGGAAAAGAGCCUUAACUCUUGUGCUGCGAAAUAUUUAAGAAUUUGACAACGGACAAAGAAGUAAGGACAACGAAGAUGAUGAUGUCCUGGAAAACUGAAUUAUAUAUGCAUGGACUACACACAUACACGAUACCGGAUUCGCAUCGGAGCUGGUCGAAUGACAUCAACUAAGAUGCUUUUCGGCCUCUUACAACUUUUCAUAUUUGAAGUAUUUUAAUUACUAACUCUGUUAUAUUAUCAUAAUUUUGAGUGCUAAACUCCCCUUGAAAGUGUAAAAUUUGACGUUGGGUAUCGUGUAACUGGGGCCCAAGUAAAUCAGAAUAUAUAAAUUAUAGUAAUAUUACCAAGUUACACAUUUAUCACUUAUUUACUGAGACCGAGGAAAACAGUGUGUUUUGUGGACCCAAGACCGCCGUUGUUUCCCGAGGCGAAGCCGAGGGCAACAACGGCGGUCGGGGUGCCACAAAACACUGCUUUCCCGAGGUCUCAGUAAAUAAGUGUUUUGUUAUAUAUUAUAUAAGUGUCAAAAGACUCAAAGUAUGAAUAAUUCACCAGUUAUUGGAGUGAACUUAAUUUGAAACCAAAACUGGAUAAAUGGAACGUCGUAAAUGUUUAGUAAAAAGUUUAAAAAAUGAACUUUGGAACUUCAUGGUUGACACACAUGCGUAUUGCACCCAUUUUAUUAUUGACCGGUCAAUAAAUGUUUCAUUGCGGACUGUUUGCCGAACAUGACGUUUUGUGGACCGGCACGUGAUACGGUUUUGACCAAUCGGCAAACAGAAAAAUUGAACUUUGACACUAACUAUAUAACAAACAUAUAUACCCGACUAUGAGGAUUUUAUAUACCCGACUAUGAGGAUUUUUUGGUAAAGUUAUAAUUAGUCGGAUCUGUUAUGAUAACUGAAAUUCACAAAUUAAUCAGUAAUUUAAAAUAAAUUUAAGUUUAACCGGCGACAUGUCGUAAGUUCAAUAUAUCGCAGACAUACCACAGUUAUUCUUGCACCAUAAAACUGCAGCUCAACUACCUGAAAAAUACAAGCAAAAAUUUGGCGUUUCGAUCGAGUGGGCCCUUCGUCGGGAAGUUGGUAGCCACAUACAUUUGUCACUAGCUACACUUAGAUCUUAUCUUUAUAGAUCUAUCUACACUUAGAUCUUUCGAGUAAUUAUUAUUCCAUCUGAGUUCUUAAAGACACGCAGGUUAAACGUGAUGUGUCAGAGCCUUACUAUAACUAUGGAGUAUAGGGCGUCUGUGGUUGCCAUGCACCAUUCCACCGACUGAUGACCUACUACGAAACACAUCUAUGGUGAACCCGGAGGAAAAUCCUCGGAGCACAGGAGAAUCCAUCCACAACUGUAUUAAAAAAGUCCCAUCUCGUAAGGAAUAUACUCUCGACAUAUUCAGGUCUUGUAGUCAUGCAACAAAGCCGACAAUAUUACAUUGUGCUAAGAAAUCCCCAAAUUUUUUAUUGGCAAGAAUAAUGAUGGGCACUACAGACAGCAGGGGAAACCAGUACAAACCAUUUAUUUAUCUGAAUUCACCAGAAAAUAGCCUUUCUGAUUUCGUAUCAAGCAGGUUAUAAAUGCAAAUGAAAGCGAUUAUUUGGAGCUCUGUCGAAUUAUAAACCUGGAGAAAUUUGACGGCUAAUUGACACCGUGUAUGUUUUUAUUUAGAUUUAAACAUUUGCACCCAAAAUGGUGGAAGUCAAACAAUCACGUCAGAAUUAUGUGUUGUGACGUCAAGGGUUGAAUGUCAGUUUACCACUGUAUCUUCCACCCUUGCUUUUCUAGAAUUGAAUAAAAAAUUUAUCUCGUUUCCAAUCCCAAAUUAUAACAGCAUAUAAAGCCGAGAUAAUUUGAUACACAUGCAAUUUUUAUACUAAACAUUUUUUCUAGGUUGACUGCUUUCCUGACGUAUGUACUCAGAUGACUGCAACAGAACAAUGGAUCUUCCUUUGUGCUGCGCAUAAAACUCCAAAAGAGGUUUCAUUUGAUCAUUUUUAUAUCAAUACAUAUACUAUAUAUGUUAUUGACUAAGCGAGAGGUUCGGACUGUUGGGUAUAAGUCGAGUUCUUUUUUCGUUUGUAUAUAUGGCCGACACCCAUGUAUGCAAACGAAUGCAUGAAGAACGAGACUAAUAUCCUACUGUCCGGACCGAACAAGCUCAGUCAAUAAGUGAAUUUAUUAUAUGGCUAAAAACAAGGGCAUUCUUCGAAAAACAACGUUUAUAAAUUAAUAAGUUUUUUACUACACUAUUUGAACAUUUAAAAACGCAAGAUUUUAACUGGAAACAAUUUUUGACUAAGAUCAAACGAUAACAAAUUAUUUUCAGAUGUUAAUCUUUUAAUUUAAAAGUCGAAAACAGAGCAGUUUUACUGCAAUUUCACUUCAGUUCCCCGAAAAAUCGCUCAAUGGCGGCAAGUAUUAACUAUCACUCUGUCUGUAUUAUAAAAAGCGUUUUUACACAAUUCAUGUAAACAUCGUUUUAACACAAACUAGAGUAGAAUAGUUAAAGUUAUUUUAUAUAAAAAAAAACUUCGAAGAUCACAUAUUUUUAAGUUUUUCUACGCGAGCGGUCCACACUAUGAGAUCAGUGAGCAGUCCGUAGUGCAGGUUACCGACCGCUCAGGAACCAAUCAAAAUGUUGCAUUUUGCAGACGGACGACCUUGCCAUGCAUAGAGUAAUGAUAAAUAUUAACAUUUGCAGUCGAAAGGUUCAUAAUAUUUCUGCUUCUUUUAACUAUAUAGUGUCCUGCUUUGGACUAUACAAGGCACACUUUGGAUGGCGCUGCGUCACUUCUUAACAGCAAUAAAUACUUUCCUAGCAGGUACUGUGUAUUUUUAUGGAUAAUUGUAUAAAUGCGGCAAGCUGAGUGCAGUGUGCGAUGCUUCAAGAUUUUUAGUUGUACCUUAAGCCUAGACCUAGGCCUUCUAUUUUUAUUUAUAUUUUUUUAAUAUUCAGCGCUUUUUCGCAUGAAAAGACUGGGACUAGGUGAUUUGGGGGCGGGGCGGAGGAAGGACACAAGCCUAACGCAAGCGAAAAAAUAGAAGGCCUAGUGGAUUUCCCAAGAAGAAGGCCAAAACUGCCCUGAAACUGCCCUGAUUGCGAAAUGCCCAAUUGUUGCGUUCUCAAACAGAAUUAUUUGCAACUUAACAGCGAAUUUAAACCGAUACAGGUAAAAUAAACUCAUUUAUAGUAUAAACUUACUAUUUUUAUUUGUAUACACGUCUAGAAAAUGUCUAUCAUAAAGUUUGAAGCAACACUAUUAUUAUGUUGACAAGGUGAAGCGAAAGCACAAAAUAUGAAAAUAAUAAUUCUUUUCUUCGCAAGACAAUCUACUGUUUUGCUUUGAAUAACUAUAUUUGCGAAUUGGGAAUGAGGAUUUUGAAAUUAUUGUUCAAAUAUUACGGAUAUACCAUUUGUAAACAAUGUACGUUUUUAUGUACAGUACUGUACGGGCUAAUAAUAUAUGUAUCCGUUUUAUUUAAUAAAUUAUAAUUGUAUAUGUGUUUGUAUAUUUUACAAACACAAGACUGCUUCUUGCCAAAAUUGAGAAAAUAUAUAUUAAUGUAGUUGUGUAUAAGACAAAAUUUCAUGAAAGAUUCUACUUUUGGUAUAUAUUUUGACUCAUUUUGUGCUUUCCCUUCACCUUGUCAACAUAUUAAAUAAUAGUGUUGCUUCGAACUUUAUGAUAAAAAACCGAUUUUCUAGACGUGUAUACAAAUAAAAAUAGUUAGUUUAUACUAUAAAUGAGUUUAUUUUACCUGUAUCGGUUUAAAUUCGCCGUUAAGUUGCAAAUAAUUCUGUUUGAGAACGCAAUAAUUGGGCAUUUCGCAACCAGGACAGUUUCAGGGCAGUGUUGGCCUUGUUGUUGGGAAAUCCACUAGGCCUUCUAGGCUUGGCUCCUCCGCCCCGCCCCCAAAUCACCUAGUCCCAGUCUUUUCAUGUGAAAAAGCGCUGAAUAUUAAAAAUAUAUAAAUAAGACUAGAAGGCCUAGGUCUAGGCUGGUUGAUAGCCACAAAAUAGAAUAUUAAUGAGCUGCUUGAUCCUUUUCAAAAUGGCGGGGCCUUUCGUGGAGUGGGCAAAAUGUUUCAAACAACGAAGUGACUAUAUGACCGGCAGCCGGUCACGGUUUAUCAAAUACUAAAUGGCCGGCAGUCUAGUGACUAUUGUUAAAGUUGAAUUUUUAUAAGAUAAACCUAUCCCCAACCCUAAACCCUUUUCUAACCCCUAACCCCUAACCCUAACCUUUUGAGAGUUAGAAAAGUCGGAAAAAAAAGUUUAAAAAAUUUUAAGAAAAAACAAUGCUAAGUCAAACAAAACACAUCCCGACCCCGACUGCGUUUAACUUUUCGCACGCAGCGCCCUUGCCGUAUUAGCUAACAGCAAGCUCGUUAAAAGUUAACGCAAACAAAAGUUUUUAUAGUCAACUAUAGUCACUAGACUGCGGUAAUUGAUAAAACUAGAAUAGUGAAGCGAAUAGUGCAAAUAGUGCGAAUAGUCGACGAAUAGUACGAAUAGUCCGCGAAUAGUCGACGAAUAGUACGAAUAGUCCGCGAAUAGUCGACGAAUAGUACGAAUAGUCCGCGAAUAGUCGACGAAUAGUCCGCGAAUAGGCGACGAAUAGUACGAAUAGUCGACGAAUAGUGCAAUAGAGACUUUGCAAGGCUUUGCAGCAGUGCUGUAGAACUAAAUUUAGCGGGGGGGGGGAGGGGCUCUAUUGACAAACAUGAAAUCGUGAAAACAUUCGUUGACGUACGUCAAUGACGUCAUACGUAACCGGUAAAAAUUACGGGAACCACUGAGUAUUUUAAUAAAAUAUAAAACAACGGUAACUUCGAUUAAAAUUCAGUCACUGUCAGGAAAUAUAUUUCAUAUUUUUUCAAUUUAUAACCAUUCCUGAUGGUAAGUGGUAACCAUAUGAGUAAUGAAUUUUACUGAUGGAAUUUUAUAGGAAUUUUACUUGUAAGUUGUGACGUUGUAACUGAAGAUUUAAGGGCUUAAGUGAUUUCGUGUGCUUGGAAAACGUGAUUUACAUCACGAAACAAGAGAAGGUAUCGAUUUAUUAUUUAAGCCCGUUUUUGGGCGAAUUUGUUCGCGCGAAGCGAAAACCAAAUUUUGGCAAUGUGAUUGGUCAGCGAAAAAAUUCGCCGCGAAAAAGUUGGAUCAUCCUACUCUUUUAUUAAUUACUUGUCGCUUCGCGCGAACAAAUUCGCCCAGUGGGAAACGUCAUUCUAGUGAUUGUCAUUCUACUUCCUGUUAAAUAUUUGUUAAAACUCAGUGGUCCCGUAAUUUUUACCGAUUACGUAUGACGUCAUUGACAUCAACGAAUGUUUUCACGAUUUCAUGUUUGUCAAUAGAGCCUCCCCCCCCCCCGCCCCGGUAAAUUUAGUUCUGCAGCACGGUGGAAAGCCUUGCAAAGUCUCUAUUGCACUAUUCGUCGACUAUUCGUACUAUUCGUCGACUAUUCGCGGACUAUUCGUCGACUAUUCGCGGACUAUUCGUACUAUUCGUCGACUAUAUAUUCGCGGACUAUUCGCACUAUUCGUCGACUAUUCGCGGACUAUUCGUACUAUUCGUCGACUAUUCGCACUAUUCGCAUCACUAUUCUAGUUUUAUCAAUUGCCACUAGACUGCCGGCCAUUUAGUAUCUGAUAAAUCGUGACCGGCUGCCGGUCAUAUAGUCACUUUGUUCAAACAAUUCCGGGCCCCAUUUCGUGAAAAUUUUGGCCGAAUUGUACCUGUUUGCUAUGGAUUUUGCUUUGUGUCUAACUCUGGACAUUCAUGCUAGUUUAUUUAAUGCGUUUUUCUUGGUGCACGACUCUGAAAAUCCGAAAUUUGGAUCGUUGAAUUCCCGUGCACGAUCAUAAUAUACUGAAUCUGAAUAUAAAGGAGCCAAAGACAAUUUCAAGGUAAAAGGUUAUUUGUUAAAACUACGUUGUGGAGUUUAAAUUAUAACUACUUUAUUAGCAGGGCCGUCGCGAGCGGGGGGAUGUGGGGGGUGCUUCACCCCCCAAUAAUUUUCGCAAGUCGGCCCCAGUCGGCAAAUUGCUUCGUUACUGUUUGGCAAAUUGCAAAUUCGGCAUUCAGCAAAUUGUAAAAGUUAAGAACGAAGGCGAUAAAUAAAGCGAUAAAUUUAGGAUUUAAAAUAAUGGUUUGUGUGGCCUUAUACCAUUUAAAUGUAUUUCUAUUUUCUAGUAAUACUAUUAGUCUUUUAUUUGUCGAAAAUCGACGGGAGGCUGAAAUGUGAAACCCACGUUUCCGGACAUGUUCUUCGCUCGACUGCUCUUAUAGCGAAGGCUCUUUAUCAAUUAUGCGCGGUUCAAAACCCAAAAGAAAAAGAAUAAAACUUUAGUGUCUUGAAUGUAAUUCGAUUUUUGACGACUAUAGAAACUUUAUUAUUUAUUUCACGAGGGAAAACGUAUUAACCAUAAAAGUUAUCUAACAUACGGCCCGACGAUUACCGUAAGAGGCACGAGCAAACUUGUCAUAAGGGAAACCGAGUGCGAGUAGCACAUAAAGACGUACCAGCUAAUCCGUUUGAGACUGCAAAGCGCAGUCAAAGCCAAAGAGAAUAUUUUGAGUCGUCAGAGGCGCAAGAUCCUCAAGAAGACUCCACAGGUACAUGAGAAGAAGACCAAGAGAAAGACGAGCCAUGCCACUGAUAAGAACGGACUUGUCUUAAUGUCUUCUUUAGUUCUUUAGCGAAAUUACUGUUAACUCUGAUCAGCCUACAGUUUUGAAAGACAUACCGCAUACAGCGAUCGGUAUCAUCGAUCGGUUGCAUAUGAUCAUAUCCGUUUUACUCGCUUUCUGACGCAUAAAAUUUAAACUCUUGGAAAAUCGGGUCGUACAAAAGCCCAGUUAACACUAUCCGGCACUAAGAGUUUUAAGACUGCUCAAAAUACAAAAAAUAUUAUAAAUUGUCUAUUCAGCGCCUGGGGAUAAAAAAGGUCAAAUUCAUCAAAUUGCCAUGAAAAUAUUGAAACAAAAUAUCAAUGCAAUCACAUGCAGAUACUUGGAUACCCUGGUUCCUGAGGUUUAUUCUUAUUAUUUUCAUUGCGAAGGGGAGAGGGAAAAUAAACCUCUGGUUGAAAGCGGCAAUUGAUUCAUUGAGCUGCGCCAAUCAGUUUGAAUUAGGGUCAGAUCCUGACUCUGUCUCCUGACUGGAUGAUUGUAUUAAAGUUCUCUGAUUCGUUCAAAUAGAACAUCCAUAACCAAUCAGAGAGCUUUAAUACGAUCACCCAAUCAGGAUCAUGACCCUAAUUCAAACUGAUUGGCGCGGCUCAAUGAAUCAAUUGCCGCUUUCAACCAGAGGUUUAUUUUUCCUCUCCCCUUCGCAAUGAAAAUAAUAAAAAUAAACCUCUGGAACCAGGGUAAUACUUGGAUAACUUUUCUGACUUUGCGGAGAUGCGCGUCUGCACCACAGUCUAAGACACUCGUUACUCAGACUAUAUGCACACGGUACCGUUUCCGAGCGUUUUUCGGGUUUUGGUUGUAAUUAAUGCGUUAAUUUCUGAAACUGAAAGUACCAUUUUCACGUACGUUCUGUUCACACGAAAACGUAUGAAAACGACGUCAGGAAGCAAAAACGUUUCAAAUAGUGAAAACGAUGCCAAACAUUCGUUCUCUAUGUCUGAAACGUUUGGUCGUUUUGGCACUUUGUUAUUGUGUAAACAGAAAAGUAGAAGGCGAAAAUGAAAUUCCGUGUUUGAAUUUGGAAACGAAGACUAUAAAAAACUGGUGCUUUGUCAGAAAAUGUUGCGAGAAAAACGAUCAAUGUGAACAAGGCGCCUAAACGCUAAAUUUGAAAACGGCACUGCAAAAACGCUCAAAAACGUGACCCGUGUGCACAUAGUUUCAGUCUCGAUUUAGGACUUAUGAAAACACAGUAUAAAUUAUGUUAAACUUAAAUUUUUUUCAGCUUUAUAUGUUUAAUAUAAAGCAACAACCCACGAACAGGCAUCCAUUUCAAAACAAGAGCCAUAUUGGUGUCCCUCAGUUACUAGCACACCAAUAUGAUUCUCAUUACCUAUAUCUAACCUUUACAAACUUUUGAAAAACUCGGCAAAUUCAACUAGCGUCACUCGGCAAUUUGACCUUCGACACCCCCCCAAUCCAUAUCCCUUCGCAACGGCCCUGUUUAUGAGAAGCAUAUUGGUGUCACAUCAAUAUAAAAUUUAUCGAAAACUGUCUGUAGUGUACUCAGUGCGAAACAUGAUAUUGUAUUUGUAAUGCCCCUUAUAAAUGGCGCAAUAAGGAUAAAAAUACCACCGUUCGAUUCAGCGUAUUAGAAAUUGUACUUACGGAUGUCAAAUGUAUUACUAAACAGCAGUAUUCUAGCGAUUUAUGGCCUCUGAAAAUCAAGCGAAAUUGUCUUGUUGACAUCAAAUCACUCGCAGUACGUUUGUCCUUGACCUUGUUACUUGUAUUUGUAUUGCCUAAUUAAUGGCGCAAUAAGAAUAAAAAUACCACCGUUCGAUUCAGCAUAAGAAAUUGUACUUACGGAUAAGAAAUUGUACCUACGGAUGUCAAAUGUAUUACUAAACAACUGACAACAGCUAGUAUUUUAGCGAUUUAUGGCCUCUCAUGACUUUGUCUUUGAAAGCCAAGCGAAAUUGUAUUAUUUCUUGACAAACGCUCAAAUUAUAAAAGAUGCAGUACGUUUGAUCCUUGAUUCGACUUGAUACCUUUGGUAUCAUUGGUUUUCUCUUUUUCGGCCGCACACCAGUGGAUUUGUCUCACUUCUCUCUUCAUUUUGAUAAUGUUUUGAGCCCAAAAGCCCCAAAAUAUUUUAUUUUGAACGUUUUAAACUGGCGGCCGACAGAAGAAUGUAGCGUACUAUAAAAUAUAACUUUACUUGUGGGCAUAAACGCCGGAAGUUUCCCCUUAGCUCGGGGCCAGGCUUAAUUUCCACACCAGGCUUAAUAUACGCACGUAAAACUUUAAAUUUGUAAAAUAACCAAAUAAAUAAAGCAACAGAAUUUACUGCUCUGCAAGUUUUAGUAUGAAUUUGUUAACUUAUUUGUAAAAUAUUUAAAAAUAGAAGGAUUCAAAGUUUUACGUGCGUGUACGUGCGUACGAAAAACGCAACAGUGCCAGUGGAAAUCAGUCUUUAGAUCUUAACAGUAAUGUACGUCAGUUGUGUAGUCCCAGCGAGUUAACGCUCCACAGAGCGUCUUGUUGAAUUAAUGUUGGCCUGUGGUUUGCUCGGACUUUUGUUGUCCGCACAGGUAUCUGGUAGACUGGGGGGUUGUUCAUGAUGAUUCAAACUCAGUUAACAUCAUUCCCGUCCAUCCACUAUCAUAGGAUUAGGGAUCCCUGGGCAUGACGAUGCUCAGCAUCCGAUUGUUCAGGUCAUUCAUGGUUGUCUCAUGGCACGGGGAGAGGGUCGUACUCUCUGUUGGUUUGCUUGCUGUGUAGCAACCCCCUGGGUACGGCGAUUUCACGGGCUCAGGUUCCAUUGCACCAUCGGGACCAGAUCAGCAAUGAUCAAGGCCUUUCGUCGUUCAACUCAAAAUAAACCUAAACGCAUGCUUUGAGGGAAAUUAGUGAUUAAAUGUCCCCGCAAUUAACCUCGGGAGGUUUGGUAAAAGUCCCUCGGGCUACGCCCUCGGGACUUUUACUAAACCUCCCUCGGUUUGCGGGGACAUUUAAUCACUAAUUUCCCUCAAAGCAUGCGUUUACUUAUAAUUCAAACACGACUAUAAUUUCAAUAGAUAUACCGCUUUUUAGUAUUCUUUAUAUAAAGAAUAUACUAUAUAAUGAGGACACGACUACAAUAGAUACUGCCUUAUUAUAGUAUUCUUUAUAUAAAGAAUACUAAUUAGGAGUGUUUUAUCAGGUUUAAAGUCACUGCACGUAACAUAUUAUGGUUGACAUGAUUUGCCAAUAAGCUUAAUAUAUGAAUUAUUAAUGAGUGUUUGAAGUACUAUAUAUACAUGAGCAGCAGUGUUUUAUCAGAUAUAAAGAUACGAGGCGAAGCCGAGUAUCUUUAGGUCUGAUAAAACACGCACGAUUCAAAUUCCUCACUCCAAAUUCAAAUUCCUCACUCCAAAUUCAAAUUUCUCACUCCAAAUUCAAAUUUCUCACUCCAAAUUCAAAUUCAUCAUUGGUCAGCGGACGUUUGGGUAUAUGUCCGAGUUAGUUUAUACCAUAGUUACAAUAUGUUCCUCGAUCCUGCAUUAUAUAUAACGGUAAUUACAGCUCAUACUAGUAAAUAGGGUGAACCACCACUAAGAUUGCUACAAAUAAAAUUCAUAAAGCAACAUUUUUAAAUUUAGUUAAAUAUCAGUUUGAUCACGGUUAAUAGUGGUUUGAUUUCAAGACAUGGCAUUUAACUGUUUGAUAGCUAAGUGAUCUUUAUUUCCCUUGUGUAGUAUCGAAAUGAAAUCUAAUUUUUUUAUUACGUAAAAUGCUAAAACUGAUUUUUUCUGUUUUGGAAAUGUUUUAUCUAAAUACAACAAGAAAGACUCAGUACAGAAAAUGCUAAUUUCUAAAGAAAAUAUUCGCUGUUUUAAAUUUUCGUUCACAUGCCGGGUGGGGCAAAAAAAGUACGACUGUUUGAAUUGCUGAAAAAUCAAAACUAUAAAAGCAAUGACACUAAAACAAGUUUAUUGGCAUUCAGCGAUAUCCAACUUAAAUUUUGAUAUAUGGCAUGCACAUUUCGAUGCUAUAUUGACAAAGAUACAUGCAUUUAAACAGGUGUAAACAUUUUUGGAACUGACGAAAUUUGCUAAAAAUGGCUUAUUAAAUAUUAAUACAUACACCAUGCAAUAACUUGUGUUGAGACGCAUUAUACUUUAUUGUCAGUACGUUCACGCUUGUGGUUCAAAAACAAUCGUCCAUAUUCAUCAGGAAAUGCAUGUCCCCCAGCACGAAUGCAACGUCUUGCCCGUGAAAUCAUACAAUCGAAAUUAAGAAUUUUGGAUCAUUUGCUGUUUCAAGUUGCGGCAUGCUGUAACAAUCGCUUCACGAAGCUCUUUCAAAUUGUGCUUCAGAACCGGAGUUAUUUGAAUCGCAUAUAGACUUAUCCCAAUAUUAAUCAAUUGGAGGUACUCUCUCGUGUCGAGAUUUCUUUCAACAAAGUUUGGACCCAGAACAACUGACCUCGUCAAACCAACCCACUAAUUGGAACAAUAAUCGCAAGAAAAUGGUAUUCAAUUGGUUUUAAUAGGGCCUUUUCAGCUAAUUCUCGGCGGUUCCAAAAAUGUUUGUUUAGGUUUAAACACAGUUAUCUCAAUCAAUAUUGCAUGAAAAGGUGCAAGACAUAUAUCAAAAUUUAAUCUAAAUAUCGUGGAAUAUACGGUGACUUAUUUAAGUGUAUAAUAGCUCUGUUCCUCCAAUUUUUCUCGUGAUAACAGAUGUGACAUAUAACCAAUGGCUUCAGUUAUCGAAAGCCGUACCUUAAGGUUACAGGAUACCCUUUUUGGCGUUUUGCGGAAAAUCGCUACUUGCGCGCUCAAUAUCAGUCCGAUUUUAAUCAAAUUUUCACCAAAUGUUCGCCAGUGUAUGCAAAAUAUGGUAAAGUUGUAAAAUUAACAAGAUAAGAUAAGAUAAGAUUUAAUUAUGCCUCUCUGGGCAACUCAUGCAUCUAAGAAAAUUACAGAAAUAUAAAUCUUACAGUAAUAUAUAUUACAAUUAUUAAAAAUUAGAAACAAGAAAUAUGUCUUCGCAUAGCAACCUCUGGAUGCAAUUUAAGAUAAGUAACAUGGUCAUUCUUAUCCGGAAUUCUGUUAAAGAUUUCUUGCGAUAAAUACCAAUAUCCGUGACGAGAAUCCGGGUUAUAACUUUUUAGAUCAUCAAGUCCUGCCUUAAUUAAAGGCGUUUACACUAGGUGCAUACUUAAUUAACAGAGUUUGGUAAAUUGUUCCAAUACUUAAUUACUCUUACGCUAAAACAAUCUAACGCAAAUGUGGUCCUACAGGAUGAUAAAUUGCAUAAAUUACGAGUACUAUAAUGCAAAUUAUGGUGAAACAUUUGAUGGCCACAGUUAACAUGUCCGGUAAUAAUCUUGUAUGCUUCAAUAAGAUCACCCCGCAUUCUACAUUCGAGAAGUGUUGUCAGUCCCAGCUUUUGAAGUCUCUCACUUAGCUGAGAAAACCCAUACCAUGAAUUAUUCUAGUAAAAUCCCUUUGACAUUUUUCAGUUGCCAUAAUUAUACCCCAAUUACCAUGCUUUGCUACCGGGGACCAAACUUGCACACAAUACUCCAGAUGGGGCCUCACAAAGGCCUUGUAAAGAGGAACCAACACUUCAUGUUUACGAGAUACAACAUUUCUUAUUAACCAGGCAAUCAUCCUCUUGGCCUUUCCGAUUCCUUCUCGAAUAUGAUCAUCAAAUAAGGUCUUCCCGGCAGACCAGGUUACCCCCAAAUUCUUUUCUUUCUGUACACUUUUUAGUUGAAUACCAUCCAAUGUAUAGCCAUGUUGCGGAUUGCUCUCUCCGAUGUGAAGUACACCACACUUUUCCACAUUAAAUUUCAUCUGCCAUAUUUCUGACCACCUACUGACACAGUCAAUGUCUGUUUGAAUAUCUUCCGGAUAAUAUGCAUUACCAAUAACUUUGGAAUCAUCAGCGAAAAGCACAGUAUUAAAUUUAGUAACUUGUGGCAUAUCAUUGAUAAAUAAUAUAAAUAACAAGGGUCCCAAAACAGACCCUUGGGAGACUCCAGAAGUAACAGGCUCCCAUGAUGAAAUAUGAUAAACAAUAAAAUAACAAACAAUAAAAUUACAAACAAUAGAAUAACAAACAAUAAAAUAAUGUAAGAAUUAUUCAGGAAAAUCUUAAAUCGCGGUACCGUUACGCUUUUGAGUUGUGCUCCUGCUGGUUUUGAAAUACAUUUAUGAAAAUAUCAUUUUUAUACAGUAAAAUAGUUUUUCUAAAAAAUUGUGUCUAAAAAAUACCUUUUAAUUUAUCAAAAUAUCAGUUGAAAAUUAAACAAGUCCAGCACUCACAGUACAAUACAAUAUUUUUAGUCACGGUAUAGUAAAUCCUUUGGCACAUAUUGAAUCUUGAUAAAAAAUACAAACAAACUUUAGAGAGAUAAUCUACCUUUUUACAAGAUUGCCGUGUGGGAGUCAAUUUAUAAAUUAUAUAAAAUAGACAUCGUCAAUAACUCUCUUUGACUGUGAUAACUCACAUGCCUAUAAUUAUCAUUCUUCUGGUAUAAAGCAGCAUAGAAUAGAACAAAGGUGACUAAGCUUUAGUAUUAUCUGCAUGAAUGAAUAACUCUAACUUAGUUACCUUUGUUCUUUUCUAUGCUUCUGUAAACUAAAACAAUGGUAACUAGGCAUGUGAUUUAUCUAAUGUUGUGAAUUGGGUAAAGCCUGGCUUCCAUAUGGUCGUAACGGUCGUAAAGAUUGAGUCACCAUCUUUCUCAUCAGCCGAAAUAAAACGUUUCCCCAGGGACUAACUCAACAAAAGCCAUGGCGGCAAUGUUGGUGUUCCAGACAAAAGAGUCUUAGAACUGAAAAUACGUGGAGUGAUUAUAUAAAUAUAUAUGUGGUUUACAGGUAUAAACUAUUAUAAACUGCCGCUUGAGAAAGAUCGUGACUCUAUUUUUAUGACCAUGAUAUGGAAACCAGGCUUAACGACGAUUUGUCUACUGAAGCCAAAAGCUUCGUUUUUUAAAUUUGUGUGUGUUAAGAAUUGAGAAAAGAUUUUGUAGGUAAAUUGGCUGGUCUCAGCACCAUGCAUGUAUGCCAAAAGUCACGGACAUGCUUUUUUCUACUUCCUUCGUAAUUCGCAUAUUAUACGUUGAAAUAUGGCUUCAGCAGUGAAUUAUAUAACGCGACGUUGUUAAUCGCAAAAUCUGAGAUUAAAGUACGGUAGGUCGUUCGCAUCUUGCCUCAAUCGCUGGCUGCAAAACAAAGUCUGUCGAAGUAUUUAGUGUAAUGUCGGCCUGAUUUCAGUUACUGCCUAUUCUGCAUUUUCAAUAUUUGUACAGAGGUUUGUAAUUUUCACGACAUUUGUUCAUUUAACUCUAUAUAAGAAUACCGCACUACUGCCACUAGGAACAAACGAAGACGCAGAAUAGACAGUAACUUAACAGGCAAUUCCAGCUUUUAGUUUAUGCGUGCAGGGGGGUAAGGUAUCAUAUUGCUGAUUAUGCUGAAAAUAAAAAUGGUGGCCGUGUAAACACGGAGUGAUAGCUUAUACUUGUAAAUAUUGAAAUAUUUCGGUUGUUUCGACAGUUUUUAUUGAAUUUUCUUAGCAUAAUCAGCAAUAUGAUACCUUACUUCCUGUCACCCCCUGCGCGCAUAAAUUAAAAGCUGGAAUUGCCUAUUACACCAGGUAAACAUCACACCAAUUGUUCUCCAACUAUAUUCUGCAACCAUGCAGCAAUUGAGGCAAAUUGAAAACGACCUACCAUAUUCUCUAAUUUUGCAAUUUACAGCAUUGCGUACAGUACUACAAUUUACUGUUUGCUGCAGAAGCCAUACUUCAAAAGGUUAUGCAUCGAUCGAUGAUAUGCAAUUUAGUAAGGAAGUUUUCUUGACCUUUCCUUUCCUUGACGGUAACUACCUUUGCUUCGUUGCUUUUUAUCCAAACGUUAAAUAAAAUAUCAUAAGCAGAUAACAUUUCUCCUUCAAAUGUAUUUUGUCUGAUAUCAUUAUGACUUGUACUUUCAACGUUUGCCAAGUAAUACGUAACGCUUUCUGAAAACCGCGAGAAACCUACACAAUAAGAAAAUUUGAAUACCAAUAUUUAACAAACAAAAAUACACAUGGAAAAGCGGGUAGCCUCGCAGUGGCUCGGAAGAGUGAUUUUCAUUGGCUCGAUUUGACAAUUGCUUUUGUGUUUAUAACAAUGAAUUGCUUCGUUCUUUAGAAAACCCGCAUCCAAUUGGAGACUGCCUUCCGAGGCACUGCGAGGCUUACCGGAAAGGCAGGCAAAACCUUCGUUGGUAGAGAUGAACUACCUGAAAAAGACAAGAAGAUAUUCGACCUGGUUAUGUCUGGUGAUAUCUUUUAUUUGUGGCCAUUUUAGUAACAUUUUCUACGCGGGUCACAAAUAAACAAAUUGCCCUCCAACAGUUAAAAUACCACAGCGGGAGCAUAUUAAAUUUUUUUGCGCACUGACUUCAAUGGGAACUAGAACGCUCCAUUCAAACAAAUAGGUAAGCAAAUGAGAGCAUAGUGAGAGCAAAUGAGAGCAUAGUAAAAGAACCCGAUAUUGUAUUUACUUACAAUGAGCAAACACCCAUUUCAUAUUAUCUUGCUUUGUCAACAAUAACAUCGGUAGCAACCUGCCCAGAAUAUCUUUCAGAAAGGGGACUAAAGUAAAAGCUAAACAAAAACACACACGGUGACAAACACUGGAUAUACUGAUAAUAGACCACACGUAGUCGUCGUGUUGCCGUCCUGAUAUACUUGAGGUCGUAACAUGAGUUUGUCUGUUUCCACCUUUAAGCAUGCACCAACCCUAUAUUCACUAGAUUCUUCUUUUGAUGUAAACAAAUGUGUACUUGGAAAACCUACAUGCACUGCUCUAAAUGCCGUUCUUUCAACUUAUACGCUGCUGCUCUUAAUCUGUCUUACACAUAUACUGUACCAUUUACAACAUGAGCGGCCGUGUUGUAUCCGAUAUACUGUACAAACUCGAGCCGAAGGCGAGAGCUUGUAUAUCCGACACAACAUGACGGACGCGAAUGUUGUAAACUAGUAUACCUAUCAGUAGUAAAUGCUGACUUAUUUCUUACUUUGACGAUAUAUCAAAAAACGGCCUCAUCUUUCCAUAUUAACAACCUUUUAAUUACACAACAACGAUACACUGUAUCACUAAUUAAAGACCAUGCACAAACAUUACUUCAAACUAUCACAAGACCACAACUGUACAGUGCAUGAGUGCGGUACAGGUAUCCAAAACACGAGCAGCGAGUGUUUUAUCAGAUUCAAAAGACGAGAGCGCAGCGCGAGUGUUUUGUAUAGGUAAUAGCAUGGUUUCGAGUGCAAUUUGGAUAUAACAUGCACGAGUGAGUUUUUCAAAGACCUCAAAAUAGCAUGAGUCCGAAGGACGAGUGCUAUUUGAGGUCUUUGAAAAAACUCACGAGUGCAUGUUUAUCCAAAUUUCACGAGAAACCAUGCUAUUACUUAUUAAUAAUUUACAUAAAAAUGUUCGAGACAAUUGUAGUUUUAACUUACGCGUUUAUAGCGAACAUUCCACUGGCAAACUUUUCCUGGCUUUGCAAUAUCACAUUAUACAACGCUAACAGCUUGAAAAUUCCACUCAACUAUGUAAUUUUUGUUAGCCUUGUUUUCCACAAGCGAAUUUCUUCGUGCGAAGCGAAUUUUUUAUUGUUAAAAUUGAAAGAGAGACAAAAGAUUCGCGCGACAAGUUUUAACUAUAGUACUUAAACGUAAAAGCCUGAUCCACAUACAGGGUGUCCCCCCAAAAACCAAAACGAUUGAAAUAUCGUAUUCUGAGAAUUUGAUUGCCUCAGCACUCUGCAGGACCCACAAGUGCAUAAAAGCUUGACAUAAGUAAAUUUUAUGCACAAAGAAACUGUUUUUAAAAGAAGCUGCUUUAAAUUCCAAAGAGCAGAAAAUUGUGAGCUUUACAACGAUAUUUUAAUUUCUUAAUAAGUCAAUAUUUAACAUAUGCACCCUGUCAAUAUUUUACGCAUCUUUGCGUUCAGCUUAGCGCUAGAGCAUUCAAAUUCUAACAAUACAUUAUUUCAAUAGUUGUUUUUUUGGGACACCCUGUUUACUGUCGGCGGGCUAUUGACAGUAUUGUCGUUAUAGCAGUUCAACCAUAUAUAGAUAUCUUAUAUACACUAGAUAGUGCAUCUAAUUAUUCUGCAAUUCAAAAAUUGAAGCCGUGAUUGCAGACUCAAGAUAUUCCCAUGAAAUGAGAAGACUCGUAUGUUUUCUAUUUCUUAAACAGGGAACUUAAACAUUAAAAGUUAAACCUAUUCCAAAUACAUUUUCAAACAAUUCGAAUGAUGAAAGUUAUUGUUCUUUUUUAAGCGUUUAUUAGCGAGUGGGAAACUUCAACGUAUACAUGGCCGCCAUCUAUUCAAAUGGGGGUAACCGCAGGAAUAUUCUUAAUUGGCUUCACUUUUACUAAAAGAGAUGCGCUAUCUAAUGUAUAUAAGAUAUCUAUGAACCAAAUAAUUCACAAACUGAGAAUGUAUGCAUCAACAGCUGCGAACAAUGAUAGCGCCGGCAUAUGUGAACCAGGCUAAAGUAAAGUGCUUAUAGCUGAUGUUUUACUUCGCUUGAAAACAAUUCUUCGCCAAAUUCCCUUUCUUUUGAAUUUACUGAUGCGAAGUCGUUUAAGAACUGAAAACCGAACAACAUGGAGCAAAACUUGAAUCCAUGCAAGGACGUUAACUUAAAGCGACGUUCCUUCAAACACUAACGUUAAGCUAUAGGACAUUGUUUUUCUUAAAUUAAUGCAUUCGACACAUGCCUUAGGCCUGUUUCAAACGUCGCGCUUCUCAUGUGCCGAACGCAUUAAAAACAAUAGAUAAUGAGCUGAAAUGCCUUAUUAAUGUAUUAUCUAUUGUUUCUAAUACGUUUGGCACAUGAGAAGCGCGACGUUUGAAACAGGCCUAACAUAACAAAAUUACAAAAACAUGAUCAAUGAUAAAAAGUAUUCCAUGCACUUCUUCAAUUCCACUGACAUGCCCCUGAUUGCGUUGCAUGUUUAAACUAUGCACAUGCAUAACAUCAUAUUGUGUUUACAGUAUAGUGUACCAUGCUAUUUGGCAGGCAAAAGUACAUUUAAUUAACCCAUGAAAUUACAUGCAAAGCAUGGUUCUGGCAAAAUGCGAUACUAUAGUCAUGCAUAUAUAGUUGGCAGUUGCCGAACUGGUGAUGCCAUGUCUCCGUGUCAAUUACCCUGAUAGUCAAGUCAGAUUCAAUUCGAACAAAAAGUCAACAGACGAAACCCUGUUUAAAUUAUACCAAACUGAUCGACAACAAUCGAGAUAAAAUUAGUUCACUUUUAACGCUUGAAAUGAACGCUUUGAGCUAGCGUCAAAUUACAAUGACCAAUGUUGAUUUUACUAUAUAGUGAAGUGCUAAAUCCUGUAAGAAAAGAGAAAACAAGAUAAGGGGAAGAACACAAACACAGAAACAUCGCUGUCCAAGCGUUACAAAUUGUUUGUAAUAAGCAAAUUCAGUAUAUAUAAUGUAAAGACAAGCCAGAAAUCAACAGACCAUACAAUUAAUACAAAAUACACCAAAACAACUGCAUUUAUAUAGCAUCAUGCAUGCAAAGCAUUCUGGUCGGUUAACAGCGAUGCAUUCUGGUCGGUUAACAGCAGUGCAUUCUGGUCGAAGAAACGGAAGUAAAAUCUUACUUUCAGAGCCCAAUACGAAUUAGAACUGCUGACUUGCUCGCUCGCUUCAGGCUCGCUCGCUGCGUCAGCAAUGACUUGUGAAACGUCUUGAUGGGAACAUUUGUACUUUUCAGCAAUUUAAAAUAAACUAAUGAAAUUUGUUGAGAAAAUUGAACUUAAAGUUUACGUAAAUCAGCAUGAUUCUGUAUCAGAUAUACAAACUCCUUCACGCUCAUCAUUUCUUUUGUGUUUUCUUCAUGAAUUAUUAAUGCGUUUCACAAAAUUAUGUAAAUAGUGUUGUAUGCCUUGUCUUUUGUCAGGUAUUCAGGUUGGUCUUCACAUGGGACUCAUGCAUGUCCCAUUAUUGACUAUACCUUCAACCAUAUUUAAAUUAAGUGUUGCUCGGUCUUUUUAAAACGUUUAUUUGUAAUAAUUUUAUAGUACUUUUGUAUGGUUGUAAAGUUAAUAAAUAAAUAAAUAGUAAUUUUUCUUUGCUCUUACAAUCAGCUUGAGCGAAGUUAGCCAAGGUUAAUAUGACAAAGUAGUGGGGUAACGUUCCUGGCACCAAGUUUUCAAGCAGUUCGCUCAUUACUUCAUGUUUGAACUUCUUACCAACAGACACGAUGAGGUCUGAUGCAGCAGUUUGCCACUUUGGUUGAAUAUCCUGAAAAUUAUGAAAAGAUGCGUCGCAGUUUACCUACGAGCAAGAUCAGUAGUUAUCUACAUGGUAAAAUCUGGCAGAAAAAUUACCUUUGAUUUUGUCAUUUCCUGAAAGGCCAAUUUCAAACGUUCUUUGGCUAGAUCUGCUUUAAUGACAUCCCUCUUAUCUGAUAUAAUCUUGCCCAUGGAUUCCAGCAAGACAACACGGUGCUCUUUAUACUUAGCUACAGGAAAGGAUUUAAACAUAAAUUGGACGGAAUAAAGCAGUGUUGUAGCGAGUCGGACAUGGACUUGAAUCAGUUGAGUGCAGACUGCGCCAUAUGCUCGUCACCACUUUUGGUGACUCCUCCGAGUCCAACAGCCCCAAAUAACAAGAUUUGGAUAUUCCUGCCGUAAAUGAAUAUCGCUUUUCCCCUAGCAGCAAAAUCCAACUCUUACUGUUUAAGAAUUCAAGCGCUUUCAUUGGUUGAGAGCCAUGAUCUAUUAGAGGACAGACGAACGGAAUUACGUCACACAAAACCUUAUCCAAGAGCAUUCCCUUAUUUGUAUACAUCAUGUACGCGUAAUAUUUGUAAAAUUUCGACUUUUUCAAAUUUCCAAAUGUUUGGGUGGAUAAAAAGUAAGAUACGAACAUGCAAAAUCAAUUCAACAAAAUGUCCAUUUUCAAUGUCAAACAAUUUCAGAAAAUAUCCAAAAACUAAAGCAAGAAAAAUUUAAGCACUUUCAAGUACUUCUUCCAAAUUAAGGACUAUCAAGGCCUUGAAGUUUUGUUUUCAAAUUCAAGCACAUUCAAGGACUUUCAAGUGUUGUACGAACCCUUAGUAAACUAAGUGAAGUACUGUACAAUAAGCAUGUUCUGUACCUUCUGGUGUUUCAAUAUGUAAUCUUUGCACAGGCUUAAAACCAACUCGGGUUUCUCCAAGCCAAUGGCAUACAGAGACGAUCUGACCAUUUCAGUGACAGACUUGUCUUUGUCAUUCGCUGCAUCAACCAGUGCCAUCACCAUGUCUAACGAAAGAACGUUCGAAUGUGAUGGACAAACUUUAAUUUUCAUAACUGACAAAAUAUUAUUCUAAAAUGAUGCAAAACUUUAUCAAUGUUAAGCCCACUAGGAAAUAAGCAAUCCGUGUUCUCCAUGUAGUAAUACCUUCGGUCAAUUUUGGCCUUUCAGAAAAGUAAAG
Molecule: messenger RNA, 26162 nt
Organism: Paramuricea clavata
Lineage: Eukaryota; Metazoa; Cnidaria; Anthozoa; Malacalcyonacea; Plexauridae
Source: the annotation of a GenBank genome assembly